Blastomyces dermatitidis ER-3 is the source of this 3287-nucleotide messenger RNA. RefSeq names its product structure-specific endonuclease subunit SLX4. The record is from RefSeq and is a predicted model, not a curated record. Gene Ontology annotation, cellular component: Slx1-Slx4 complex; nucleus. Lineage: Eukaryota; Fungi; Ascomycota; Eurotiomycetes; Onygenales; Ajellomycetaceae. Gene Ontology annotation, molecular function: 5'-flap endonuclease activity. Bases 129 to 2699 code for a protein of 856 amino acids. Gene Ontology annotation, biological process: DNA repair; DNA replication. The transcript has 2 exons.
CGACGUCAGACAUUCAAAUCGACAUCGAAUCAUCGAAUACUCCAACCAGCGCUACAGCUCUAAUAGAUGAUGACUACCUUGGAGAUUUUUUACAAGUCAUCCAUACUCCUAUAUAUGUUUCCGGAACAAUGGAUAACGCUGCCAUAGCAAGUCAAUCCAACACGCCACCAUCUAACGGCCGAAGCUCUGCGCGCUUUGUUACUCCUAUCAGUGUCCACUCAUCUCCGAUUACUGCAGAGGUCAUUGAACCGUCGUCACCUUUCAGCCCCCCAUCUCCUUCGACGUUAUUGACAAGCCUGUCGAAAUCACCAUCUCACAAAAUAUCAAAUUUGCAAAUGGAUGGAGCCAAGACAACUUGCCUUGAAGUUCUUCAAAAUAGUUCCCUCGUAGUAGAUAGCCCCAAGAGGCAGGAUAAAUCUAUAACUGGAUCAAAAGCUAAACCUGCGAGUACAAUGAGACACGGACAAAGAACAGCGAGCCAUAAAAUGGCCACACAGACAGAAAUCCAAACCGUGGAUGGCGAUCGGCUCAUUGUUAGCCCAAAGACGCGAAAGAAGAAAGCGGCGACAGCGAAACGCACAAGGAAACAAGAUGGCGUAGCAGAGAGAAGGUUGCAUGGACAUGUUUCGAAAGUAAAAUCUCCUGGGGACCUCAAGCUAGACGCGAAAAUUCCGCCAUCAAAACCUUGCGACAAUAAAGCGCCAUCUGUUGGCGAUAACACGGAUAAUGAACUGGAGCGACAAACGGGCGGAUUACAGCUCGAAAAAGCCACCAAAAGAAGGCUCGAUUGGACUCCUACGAAAGAGGGGCCGAUACCAAUGGUUGAUUUGGCUGAGGUUCACUCCUCAUCUUGCGGCAAGAGCGUAAUUAGGACGCACAGCGCUGGGACGCUGCUCUCUAAUUACGGAUUCAGCGGAGUAGUAAAUACAUCACUAGCGCCAAUGCCGGAGACUUGCGAUAAUGGACCCACGACAAAACGUCUGAUGGAGCUUCAGAAUUUUUAUAGCGCCUCAGGCAUUCAAACUCCGACCGAAAGUAGGCCCGCCACUAAUGAUUCUCAGAGCAUCUCUUCAAAGCAACAGAGAGUGAAAGUCAAAAAGCCGCAGAAGGCAAAAUUAACUACACUCACAUCAUACGUUACUGCUAAGUAUAGUGUGGUAGAUCAAACAGCCGAUUUGGAUCGCAUUGAAACUGUGAACUCCGGGAAAAACAAGAAAAUGGGCGUAACGAAACGAACAUCGGGGACGGAACGUGCAAAUGCAGCUAGAGGGAAGUCAGAUACUUUAAAGAAUGGGAAUGGACCUCCGGUAUUUAAGGUAGUUCCCCCACUUGAGGCUUUCAAAUCAUUUGACGGACAAGAAUUGUUAUUUGGGACUUCAAGCCAGUUAGAACAUGGCCAUUCGGAAGACCAGGAUGAAGAAAUACAACACACCGCGGACUCGAUAAAUAAAAGCAAUGUUGUUCCGAGGCCAGCGGUUUCCAAAGGUCUGGGCUCGAGUUUAUUUCGAUUAUCCAGUUCGAAGAAUCUUUGGUCUGCGAGCUCUAGAGAUUUAACAGGGGCUGUCCUCCAGGUUGAUGAAAUAGAUUUAUCGGAGCGUUCAAUCGAGGUUUCUACCCCCGCGGCCAAAUAUAAACGGAAAACAGGUAUUCGGGAUCUUUCUGGACAAAAUGUGAUUGACGUUGAGAAAGAUACUCGCACAUUAGCGGCGAAUAUUGAUACGCGCGAAUUGGAUAACAUGAACGAACCCUCCCUAGCAGAAGACGAUCUCGUCUACAGAGAGAAUCUGGAGUCUACUAACGCGAAACUCAAUUCCCAAACCCCUGCAAAUAUUUCAGAAGCAAUGCUUGAGCGUCCUCUUCCGGAUAAACCUAUAUUCGGCGGGUUUACAACAUCAGAAUUGGCGAAGCAGGUUGCUGCAUAUGGCUUUAAACCUAUCAAGAGUAGGGAUAAGAUGAUCUCUCUCCUUGAAAAGUGCUGGGAAAACCAAUCUAAGUCAUCGAAGCUCGAGCCAAAGCCGAAUCAGCGCAAUCAUAAAAGCCAGGGAGAUGAUCUUGCGGAAAGGCAACUAUUAGGCCUCAAGCCACGGUCUGAUUCGAUUUCCUUCGUCAACACACGGUCUCCCAAAAAACGGCUGGCGAAAACCUCGGUGAAGUCUCAGGAAUCAAAGAGUUUUUCUUUAUCAAAUGAAGGUCCAAGAAUAACAUCGAAGUUGCCUAUGAAGCGUUUUGUAUCUCCAUGCGCAAUCCUCAUAGACGAUGAUCAAUCAAGCGACUCUGUUGGAGAAGCCCUUCCUCUAUCACCUUCUCAUAGCUCUAAUGGGAACGGCACAUUGCACCACCCGCAGGAUUGUGAUGAAAUACAUGCUCCUACGACUCAAAUGGCCAUACGUUCCGCAAAGUCUUCCAUUUCUGUAUCCUCUACCACGAAUCUGCCAAGCCUUUCUAGCCAGAUCACGAAAGCAGUUCAAUCUCAACCUCGAAUUAGAGCGUUCAAAGGGUUGAAACAGCCUACAUGGUAUGAGAAAAUUCUCAUGUAUGACCCGAUUCAGCUCGAAGAUCUAGCUGCAUGGCUCAACACCGGUGGAUUUGGCCUCAUCGGAGAGGAUCGGGAGGUCGGUGCCGGAGUUGUGAGAGAGUGGUGCGAGAGCAAAGGGAUUUGUUGUGUUUGGAAAAAGCAGGCCAGCGCGAAAUCGCAUUGACCCAUGACAUUUUCAGUAAUCCAGCUUGUUGGCUAUGACUCAUGACUGUAUAUAUAUAUAUAUAUAGAUAUUAUUUUGGUGGUUGGUUAUACAGGCCUGUAGGCUAUGGUAUUCAUUUCCAGUUUUACGUGGAUCAACCGGUUGGUCGACUGGUCUCUAGAUGCAAAUAAUGCUAAUGGCCCCUUAAAAUAUUGAAUACUCAUACUGUUCAAUGUAUGCUUUUAACAUCUCUUUCACUUAUAUUAACAAAUGUAGUUCCUCAAUUCGAGCCUUGUGCCUCAGUUUAUAUAACUCUUCUUGAAGACCUACCCUUCCAUGUCAAGCCUCUAACAUGUUUUAUUAUCCCCAAGUGGAUUUGGCUAUGUUCUUCAUUAUCUACAACCCAUUUUACACAACAUAUUUCUUCUCACUCUAUACGUAAGGGACAUUUCUCUGAGAGUUUGUUUGCAUGGAUGAAAAUAAUAGCAUUGCCCACGCCAAUGAUUACAACAUCUUUAUCCCAAAACUCCUGCCAUUCUCUGAAGGCUAUGCACUUGAAGCCACCCACCCAGCCAUGUAUGUACUGUACAACAAAAAUAUGAGAAUAAG